Messenger RNA from Porites lobata, 15984 nucleotides. The record is from the annotation of a GenBank genome assembly. NCBI's taxonomy places the organism in Eukaryota, Metazoa, Cnidaria, Anthozoa, Scleractinia, Poritidae.
AAACCUAAAAAAGUCGGCGCUCCUUCUUAUGAAUCACUGAGUCAGGAAUUCAGUGUCACCAGUUGUAGCAGUGUCAUGAAAAUGAUCACCAUUAAACGUCCUCUAAGAUCAUCAGAUAUCACGAGUGAGGUGAGAGAAAAUAUUGCAUCUUAGCCUCAGAAACAGCCGACAUUAAGCGACGCUACCACUGGUUUCCCCGCCAGAUGAUGUCUGAGAAACGGGCGCAGAAAUUCCAUAUGAAAAUAAACUCGAGCUUUGCUAUUUUUGUUGACUGACUCCCAUAAAUGGGCUUGGUGACAAAUCGCUUCUACCCAGCAAAAAAGUGAAAACUUUACGACAACGAUGAUAAGUGAUUAUAAUUUUGUUUCUUAGUAACCACACUGGGGCUUGACAACGAUUUCUUAGGAACUAAACUCUUUAUUCAUUAGUCACACAUUUUUUUUAGGAAGUCUAGUCGGUGUUGAACAAAACCGCCAGCUAAGGGCUCCUUCUUCAUGAGAUCCAGGUAAAGCGCUUGCGCUGGCCCGGUUUUCGAGAUCUCGCCGCAAUAUCUUUCGCAAAAUUGCGAUCUGACUGCAAGAUCAAGAAAAGACGGCCUAUCCUGGGAUAGAAAAAAUGAACAUUCCAUCUCCGUUACCAGGACGAACUUUUGCAAGUACGUGUGUAGCCUCCCACGCAGACGUUCUUAGGGGUUCGUCACGAACCCCUAAGAACGUCUGCGUGGGAGGCUAGUACGUGCGCGAAAAUUUCGAGUUCAUCACCAUUGGGAACUGAAACAAAGGAAACCAUAACUUUACUAACGUCGUGCGCGCUUUACACCUUACUUUAAAGUGACGGGAAAAAACUACCUUUCCUUUAUAUUUAUUCAAUUAGCCGUCGGCCGCUCCUGCAGAAUUCAAAACAGUUUUUACCUUGAAACGAAACAUCGAGGGCCAAUUAUCUUUCCUCCAUGCGGCCAUGUAAUAUUCUCUAUUUUCUGCGUGAAACAACCCACAUAUGCAAAUAUCUCAAGAUUCACAGAUUGUCGUAAGCCAUAUAUACUUCCACUUUCAAUUGGCCUUUGACAAAUCGACCCUUUUGAUCGACAGUAUACAGUGAUUAUUCUCCGCAGUCUGUCUCGUUCUCAAUGCAGGCGAAGAAACUGCUACUAGUAACAGAAAUUCACCAGGACAUUUGAUUGCAAAUACCCACGGCAAUUUCAACGCAACUAACUAAAAGGAUAAACUAAGCAAUACAGGCUCAGAAAGGGUUCAAAAUUAGAGUUAUUAGAUACUGAGACAAAAAAAGACAGGUGUUUGUUAGACCAUGCAGUAGCACCAGUUUGAUGAAAAUGAAAAUUUUUGACCAAAGACAGCGGGCACCUUGUUCAUGCGCCGCUGAAAUUGGGUGCCCAUUGAAAAUGACACCAUAUCUAUUUAGCAGUUAACAAUACUGCUCCCUUAUGUUACAGUCUUGUCAGUCCUAAUGGACAAGAAAUGUUAACAUGCUUUUAUCUGGUCACAGUAAAAAGAGGCGACUUUUUAAAACAUUAAUAGCUAUAAAAAAUUGCGUCAAUUUGACUGCCUCGUUUACUUAAUGUUAUUCAUCAAAGAACUUAAGCCUACUCAGAGUGACUCCCGUGCAUGAGCACUUGCUUUUAUUGUAUAUUUAUAGAUCAUAAUCAUACUGUAUUUUUUUACCUGAUAAUGAAGCUAAAGCCCAAUUCACUUCCUCUUUUAAUUUUGCUUUUGCACUAGAAUUUUUUUUUUAAAAAAGCUAGUAAUUCAUCACAGGAGCCCAUAACCCAGAGCGAACGACUCCCAUACUAGGCCUAUUGUCACGGAGCGGGAAUUUUGUUCAAAAGUUAAACCACAGAAAGAAAGAUGAAAUUUUCCAUUUAUUUUAGCACUUGCGAGAUCUCGAUUAUGUCGUAAAUACUGUAAACUCGCUACGAGGUGAGUAAAAUUGAGUGCGGCAGCCAGAACACUCGUCGUUGAUUGUAAUGAUUUGCUUCUCCAUUCGAAUGAUGUUAGCUCUUAUAUUAACCCCCAAAAGCAAUUUAACCAAAAUGGUUGGUAAGUAAGUUCAGGUUUUGCAAUAGAGCUUAAAUACUUAAGAUCGCUCCCUGAAAACAGCGGGCAUAAGAAAAUGUGACAUUUAUAUGAUUCAUUGUUCUAAAUAAUCCAGUCUCUUAAUUUGAACGAAUUCAAAGCACUUUGCUUGUGGCAAACUGAAACCUCUCUUUACAUUCUCUGACAUUCUACAUGCUACUGACCUUUUGCUGAAAUUAAUUCUAGUUAUAGACUUCCUCGUUCAAUUAGCCCUCCUCCUCGAAAAUACGACCCUUUUUGAUCGACAGCUACUAUUCGCUAAAAGCUGUAUUUUUUUAGUACUGAGUAAAUGGUGUUCUUCGUUGAACUAUCUUGCGCUUCUGUUAAACAUACAUAAAUUAAACAAACAAUUUCACUAAAGAAAUGAUGUGUUAUGUAGACCUUUCACUCUCAGAAGUUGCCGAAGUCAAUUCGACAAGAUUUCCGAUCUUCAUUUUGUAAAAUGGAGAAAACCAAAUCGUAACAAGUUAAAAUACUGUCGAAUUAAGAAAUUUAUUUGAAUGGUCAUGACCAUCCUAUUUCAUCAACAUGCAAACUCAAAAGUUAGGACCACCAUAUAAGAUCCCUUUAUAAACUCUGGGAGUGAUGCCUUUUUCUGUAACAUAACAUUAUUAAGGUUCAAAUUUUUCGUUGAGACUCAGCCUGGAAGAAAUGACACCUCUCGUUGAUACAAAAGAAGUAUCCAAAUACAAUGUAGCAACUUCAAAGUCCAUUGUCUUCUAGAUGCGAAUCUAAGAACCUCUUUAAAUUCAUCCGUUAAACUGUUCAGCAACUUCACGAUUCGAAAACUCUGCUGCCUACUAGAAGAGUUUAGGGUUUCCUUAGUUUUAUCGUAAUUGUUGUCACCAUUGCACCUAAAUUAUACCGCGCCGCUAUAACAUAACUUAACAUUCUGUUUUUUUCACCGAGUUCUCUGCUUACUGGGGUCCUUUCUUACCUUUUUGACAAGUAUUGUCCUGGCUGACUUAUCUGGAAAUGAGCGGAGUGCAAGGACGUCUGUGCUUAAUUCAGACACUGAUCGCCUCAAAUAAUGGCCUCUUGAUACAGACGAGAUACCGGUUUGCUGAAAAGUGUUCAAAUAUGUCCUUUGCUCAGUUCCAGGGACUGGUUCCCUUUUAAUUUCUUCAUUUGCCACCUUUUUAAUAAGCAGCUCGAAAGUAUGAAGCUAAGUUUUUGUUGUAGAUAGUUUCAGCGCCUUGUUAUUACAUGAACAAAUGUUAACUAUGAACUGCUGUUAUACUCAUCGUUAUCUGACCCAACAAAUCGAGAACAAAGGUGUAAGUUAGAGGAACGGGAAACUGUCAAUGUCAACAUUGAGAUAGCUAUAACGAGUUAAGAUUGAUGGAAGAAGCCCAUACGCCCACAGGCGUCUUUAUCUUAUGAAUUAAAAUUAGUAUCUUAUAAUAAAGUAGUUUCAACGCCACAGCUAAUUGAAACAUUUAAAAUUGCAAAGUACUGUUUGUUGUGUUUAAAAAAAGAAAUGUGUGGCCGGGCAAAAUGGCUACUUCUUAUAUUGAAGAAACAGCUCAGCUCGUUCUCCAAUUUUGUUGUUGUUGUUAUUGUUUUGACUGAUCAAACAACUGAAACAACUUUAUUUGUAUCUAGUAAUUUACAGAUGAUACUAAUUUGCAAAAAAAAAGAACAUUUAAGUAUAGAUCCGGCAACUUGAUCACUUUCAUUGGUUUAUAAUAGUGGCUCUGUUGUUCGGUUUUUAAAAGCUAUCUUGUUCAGUAGCGUUUUUUGCAUGCAUUAGUGCGUGUACUUAUAAUCACUCAAUUGCGGAUUUUUAGUCAUCAAGGCUUUCUUUAAUGAGCAUGUGUUCUAGAGAAAAACAGAAAUUCACCAGGAUAUUUGAUGGCAAAUACCCACAGCAAUUUCAACGCAACUAAACUAAAAGGAUAAACUAAGCAAUACAGGCUCAGAGAGGGUUCAAAAUUAGAGUUAAUAGAUACUGAAACACAAAAAGACAGGUGUUUGUUGGACCAUGCAGUAGCACCAGUUUGAUGAAAAUGAAAAUUUUUGACCAAAGACAGCGGGCACCUCGUUUAUGCGUCGCUGAAAUUGGGUGGCCAUUUAAAAUGACAUCAUAUCUAUUUGGCAGUUAACAAUACUGCUCCCUUAUUUUACGGUCUUGUCAGUCCUAAUGGACAAGAAAUGUUAAAUGGUCACAUUAAAAAGAAGCGACUUUUUAAAACAUUUAGCUAUAAAAAACAGAAAAAAUUGCGUCAAUUUCACUGCCUCGUUUACUAAAUGUUAUUCAUCAAAGACUUUAAGCCUACUCAGAGAGACUCCAAUGAGCUAUUGCUUUUCUUCUAUUUAUACAGAACAUUCAUACUGUAUGUUUUUACCUGAUAAUAAGGUCCGAGAACGUCGGAACGUCGUAGAGUUUUUGACUUUUUUAAACGAUUUCUUAAAAUAUUUUUAAGAAAAGUUUUAGCGCAAUUUUUUAUAGCUAUCUGGUCACAAAGAGACAAAAUACAAUUGCAACGAAUAUCACGUAUAUUACUGUAAACUAAAGAUUGAUGUAUUUUGGUCAAAUAAAAACUUUUCUGCCAUAAGGCCACCUGGCCUCCGCCUCCGCUCACUACCUCUGCAACUCACCACUCAAGUCCCACGCGUCCCAACUACGAUUCGGGAACAAAAUAUGAAGAUAUCCCCCUAUGUAGGGUUCAGAGCUGAUUGACCGAUAGUUGGUAUAAUAGUUUAGAAGUUUGACAAAAACCCUUAACACACUGCAUUCCCUAGACGUCGGUUGUUCAAACGUUGGAUACCGUUAUCCAGCGGAUAAGUAUUAGGGAAAGACCAAUUGCCUUAUCCACUGGAUAGAGAUCGGGUUUAUCCAGUAGAAAACCUUAUCGAACUUUCGAACCACUAGGCCUAGAACGUAAACUACUUUUCUUUUCCUCAAAACUCUCAAAAAGUCUCAGUGGGAGAAGUUGCUCCAAAACGGCUUUAUUGGAAGUCCCCUCUUUCGUGGUGCAUGGAAACGAGGUGCUCAUGUACCGCUUUUAAUUAAAUGAAAUAGAGGCAACAACAACAAAAAAUCCAAGUGGUGUUGCAUGCAGUUAUCAUAAUGUUUUUAUACCCUUUGAACCUUCAUAAAACUUGUCCGUCCAAAUAAUUUUCUCUUGCUUUUCUUUUUCAGAGUACAACUUUUUAGGUGGCUAAAAAUAUAUUGUAUCUGUCACCUGCUGAUUUGACUACUUUUAAACCAUUCUAGAAUAUUAUUCAUCAUACCACAUCUAUAUAUGCCUCGCUUUCAUGUCAUAACAUAUGAGUGCAAUAUAGACAGCCAAUUCGAAGGUCUAAAUGAUCGAGCCAAGCUUGUUAAACAAAGUAUAAGCGCAUAAUUUUGAUCUAAAAAAGUAUAUUUUCCGACUUUUCCGCGAAUUUGCCGACAGAAGUUCUCUUUUGCGAAAGUUGUGCCAGUCUAUAAAGUGAUUCUGAAUGUUUACUAAAAAUAACGGCUUUUAUUAUUUUUUUCCUGCAUGAAGGGCUUAAUAUUCACAGUCAGGUGAACUGAGAGCUGAUUGUUUUGCUAACAAAUUGUGUAUUCAGUAAAAACCUACGAUACGGCGGCAUUUAGCUAGGUGAGACAACCUAUAGUGGCCGACAACUGCCAUUCGUCAAAACGACAUUAAUUUGUUAAUUUUACAUUGAACUUUAAUUAUUUUGAGUUGAAAAUGAAGCAAAAGUUAAACGCAAAGUUAUUUUCUUUUCUAUUGAAUUGAAAAUAGAUUCUUUUUUAAUUAUUAUCAUUUUCAACACAAAACAAAACAUUUUUAUUACGAAAUGAAAAUAAAAGUGAAAUAAAAGCAGAAGUAAGUGAUAUAUUCACGGUCGGGAACUGCCAUUCAAAACAGAAAAAGUAAAUUAAAAUUAGUAUGUUCAUGGCCCAGGCCGGGAACUGCCGUUAAAAACAGAAAUGUAAAAUUAAUAUGCUCAUGGCCGGGAACUGCCGUUCAAAACAGAAAUGUAAAAUUAAUAUGUUCAUGGCCGGGAACUAGCUGCUUUUCAAAACAGAAAAACUAAAGUUAAUCUAUUCAUGGCUGGGAACUGCCGUUCAAUAAAAAGAGAAAGAAAGAAACGUAAGACUACUGUCUCCCGCCAAAAGUCUCAGGUUUCUUUCCUUUUUUUUUUUUUUUGAACGGCAGUUCCCGGCCAUGAACAUAUUAAUUUUAGUUUUCCUGUUUUGAAUGGCAGUUACCGGCCAUGAACAUAAUAAUUUUACUUUUUCUGUUUUGAAUGGCAGUUACCGGCCGUGAACAAAUUAGUUUUACUUCUGCUUUUAUUUCACUUUUAUUUUUAUUUUCAUUUCGUAACAAAAAUGUUAUGUUUUGAAAAUUAACAAAAUGAAUCUAUUUCCAGUUCAAUGAAAAGCAAAAUAAUUUGACGUUCUACUCUCGCUUUAUUUUCAAUACAAAAUAAUUAAAGUUCAAUCUAAAAUUUACAAAUUUAUUUCGUUUUGACGAAUGCCGGGCAGUUGUCGGCUAGACUACGAGUAAUCCCCCAUUUUUCCUCAGGGAUAGUAGAGCGAGCAAAACGCAAGCGCGCGUGAAAAUCACCCCACGCGAGAAAAGGCGACACGCCCGCUCGCGUUUCGCUCGCUCUACUAUACCUGAGGAAAAAUGAGGGACUACUCGUAGUCUAGUUGUCGGCCACCAUAGUGGUCUAACUUCUUAAGCUUUCAAUAUAGCGCAAAAUAACUUGAAAACAAACUUCCUGGGUAUAAGAUUAAUAACUUUGAAUGAUGAUUGGAGUCACUAAUUGUCACGUGACCUAUUAAGGCACAAAAGCACAAAAGUCUUUUUAGCAAUAUGGCACCAUUUUUAAUUACUUUCUGGAAGUUGCAGUUAUCGUCAUAGUUAUGAGACUAGUGGGUAUAUUAUUUCUCUGUCCGGGCUUUUUAAGUUAAUAUUUUAGACAGCACCGAAAUUCAAAAAUCGUUUGACAAGGGGACUGGGUACUAAUGCAAAAUUCCAUUUAUUUACACUUGCAAUAGUUUAUUCAACGUACAAAGCCCGGGCACAGAUGUCUAAUCGUUCAUCUAGGGACAUGUUUGGUUGCAGUUUCUUUGAUUGACUGCUAUUAUUAAUUAAAUGGUGCCAUUGCUAAUUAAAGUUUUUCUCGCGCAAAAUGGCCGUUAAAGGUCACGUGACCUAAUUUAGAUAUUUUUUUUUACUCGGAAUAGCAUAAACUUUUGAGAGUCAUUAUUUUACUCAAGUUUUGUCCCUAUAGGCCUUAAUCCUCAAAAUAUAGACCACCCCUCGACGUUUUGAGAGAAAAUCGCCUCCUGCCAUGCCUUAAUUUCCUUGAGUAGUUUUGUUAGAUUUUUGGUAAAUAACUGCCUUGAUUAUGAAGGACAAAUACCAUUUAUAGCAAUUUCUUGUAAUCAACAACAGUAUCCUUCUUCAUAAAAAUUAAGAACCUAAUUAAGAACCUAUUUAGCCUAAACUUCCAAUAAGUACUCCAAACUAUGUGUGUGUGUGUGUGUGUAAAAAAAAUGGCGUCAAGAGUUAGUAUCCUGGGCCGUGUUAGAAAUUUCGUCACAAAAGAGGCAGCAACACUAGUACCUGUUAACAAUGCAACGCUUUCAGAUUUUCCAUUAUUUGAUUACUGUGACAUUGCCUGGAGUAACCUUCUACAGCAACAUAUAGAUCGACUACAGCGCCUACAGAAUAGAUCUGCACGGAUUAUCACACGUUGCUCUCGCUCAUCUGAAGCAAUAGAGCAGUGGCACUGGCCGACUCUUUCCAACAGACGCUCUUACCCCAAAGCCGAACUCGUCUUUCUCUGUCUUCACUCAUUAGUUCCUACUUAUUUUUUAUUACAUUUUACUAGAUUUUCGAACAUUCACAAUUAUUCCACAAGGCAAAGUUUAAGGCUGCCCCUACCAAACGUUAAAGAGAGUUUUGGGAAAAGGACCUUUCUUUUUACUGGCGCAAAAAUUUUUAACAAACUCCCUUUAAACAUUGUGAAGAAUGAAAACAUUCAAACGUUCUGCCGCCGAGCAAGACAUUUCUUUUUAUCAUAACCUUGAUAUUUUAUUAUAUUUUAGGCUUUAAAUGUAAUUUUGCAUUGUAUUUUUAGGCUUUUUAAUGUAGUUCUUAAAUUCUAUUAUUGUAUUUUUAUUAGGCUUUUUAAAUGUAAUAGUUCCCAAAUUCUUGAUGUAAAUAAAUUUUCUAAGAUACAGUGCCCCGCCCUAUGGACACCAGCGUUAAAGCUGAAUGGGCUAUCCUGUGUAAAUAAAGUUUUACUUUACUUUACUAACAAUAAAAAUCUAUUUUGCCAAACUUCAAAAAAACUAGGUUCUUCUUCGCGGCGUUUUACUGUUCUCUCUUCCAUUAAUAAAAUGAGUGUAAUAAUAACAGUUAAAACCGUUAAAAAAAAAACAAUAAAAGACGUAAAAGAAUAAUCUUGAAAAAUAAGCACGAUGGCAAUUUUUGUGAAAAUUUCACAAUAUUAAGUCAUUUGAUUCAAUUCUAAAAAACUCAGUUGAAGUUAAAAUGAAGUAAAACAAGAAGCUAAAUAUUUUGAAAAUUAGAACUAAAGAGGUAUCAGAUUUAGAGGGAGACAACUCCAACGGGGGGAUCCGAAGACUGUUUCAAAAACAAACAGAAGGUUAAAACAAAAUUUUAAACGCGGAACUACCAGCUUCUUUUAAAGACGAUUUUUUUUACUCCUCUCUUAUAUUUAUAAUUGGUACAAUUCUCUCUGAUGAACGCCGUGGUACCUCCUUUAUCUAAUUACCAUUAAACCCAGUCUUGCUUAACUCAAAUUAACGUUUACACUGACGUAACUCGUCCCUGAUGACUAGAAGACACUUGGCACGAAACUUCGAGCUGUUUACUUUAUAAACUGAAUAAUUUUCUUUCUUAAAUUUUGCCUUUAAAAACACCUGGGUUGUCCAGUCAAUAAAGAACAAGGCGAGCAAUAUGAAAAUUACUAUAAGUAUUGGCUUCAAAAUAUAAUUCUUACAAUAACGUAAACAGGCAAAACUGCACUUGCAGUCAUGUUAAGAACUCGAUCUUCAGAAGAUGAUAACUGAACUACUUUAUCAAAAAUGAUUAGCUAAUCUUUUUCAUGAAUUAACUACGUACAUGAUCGAAAAAUUCAGGGUACAAAUUACAUAAAUGCAGUCGUUCAGGUCAAGCUAGCCCGCGUUGUAGCCGUCUCACGCGUCUCAAGUUUAACUGACACUGGGCAGAAAUUGCAACAAAUUAAAUAUUAGUCUUAAUAAUAACCUGAGAAUUUUCAGAUAUCCCAUGUUUUAAUUAGAGAACUACCAACUGUAUGAGUUCGGCCGAAAACACGAGAAACUAAGAUAAAAAUUCUCUACUGAUAAAGAUAAUAGCUGAUAAUAGUUAUUUCGUGGAAAUUUUAGAAGAAAUUUCAGGCGAAGGCUGAAAAAUCAAACCAUGCAAUACUCUUAAAUUUACACAACAUUUUGCUGAAAACCUUUAUGAAGCAUACUUUAUGACAAGAAAGGUAACUGCGGAAGCUUAUUAAAACAAACAUUUGUUUUACAUCGAAUUCAUGACAGGAAAAGGUAUAGGUUAAUUACUAUUUUAAUUCGGUGGCAAAUCCUUGUAAUACCUAUGAUCAGGGGCACCAAACGGCAAUUUUCGGGAAAAUAUCUGUUCGGAAGACGAUUUGAGAUCUAGAAUUUUCGGAGCAUUAGUUGUAAAAUUUCUUGCUUGCCUGCCUCUCCUAGGAUUUUCGAACAUCUACAAAAUGGUAUAAUUACUCAUUUUUAACGGAUUUUGACCCUAAAAAAGGCCACCUAGAAUUUUCGGGAGCCUUUUCCUGGCUGAAAUUUUCGAGAAGGUAAGUUUUUAUCCCUAUAAUUUUCGGAUCACUAGAUUUUCAGCUAGGAAAUCCGAACAGAUGAAAAGUUUUUAGGGGAUAAAAAUAUGCCUAUAUCUACCGUUUGAAUACUAAAAUGCGUUCAACAAUGCUAUGUUAAGUGGUUUUGAACUAUAUCCUCGUUGGGUGCCCCUGUAUGAUUACUUCCCCCCCAAAAAACCGUCCCAGACCCUAAGUUAAUGAAUCAAAUAGUACGUGAACACUUCAUAGCGUCCCUUUAAUUUUAAUCAUACCGGAAAUGAGUUAGACAUAAGUAAAUUUAAACUAAAACUUUCAUUGCUUGCAUUUUUAUUGUUGAACAAGAAACUUAAGGGGUAAAUUGAGGUCCCUUCGGGUUUUAGUUAUAUCACUUCUUAGCAACUGGUUUUUACAGGUUCGACGGUGCAUUAGCCAUUUUCGGGUAAAGAGGGUUUUCAUAUGACGUCAUGUCGGCCAAAUUUAUGUGCCAAAACGGCGGCCGUAUAGGUGUUCCAGUAAAAGCUCCAAAUUAACCAAACUGACUUCUAAAGCGUAGAAAAACCAUUUGGGACGCUACCGACGUAUUUAGAAACAUUCGGUCUUUGGGUUCCCCUGAUAUAAUGCUACUAAGAAUACAAUGGAGUGUCUGAAUGGGAGUGACCAGAGUCAAUUAAAAAAACACUAUGUGUUAAAACACUUAAUGUUUUGGCUCUGUAACAUAUAUGAAACAGUUAAAUUUUGCGCAUUUUAACACUAACAGUAAUAAAAUUUCACUGAAACAGUAUUUUUUUUAGAAAGCAGAGAAAGAAUUAAACAAAAACGUUAGAAAGCAGAGAAAGAAAUAAAAACGGCUCCUAAAAGGCCAAUAUUAUUUUGUGUAGUAUAUCAAGGAGUUUUCGGCCAAUUUCCAACAAUUCCCGACAAUUUCAGAAGAUUUCCGAAGACUACGCAAGAUUGCCGAACACGGUAGAUGUCCGGAGACUGCCACAGCCCCUUUUAGCUUUUAUUACCGAUUUCCCAGGAGCAGCUGACAAUGCUGAAAUACUAGGGGCUUUUCACGAAAAAUCCUCCAAACACUUAACAUUAUUUUUUCCGGGAACAGUAAACAACCACAAAAACAACAACAAUAAAACGCUUGAAAUUAUAGGCAAAUAUCACUUAACACUAAACCCCAUUCAGACCCUUAUAAUACGAUUUUGAUUCAGCACAUGAGACUGAAUAUGAUGGUAAACUUCUACUCUCCUCUCUUGAUUUACAGCGAUCGGUAUAACACUAACUUCGUGAUCGAUGUAAAAUAUGACAUAAGAAAAAUUUCUGCUUCGUGUAAAAGGCAUGACUUACAAAAUAUAUAUUUACCUUGGUUAGUUUCAAAACAGGUGGCUUUUUGGUGUGCUUUUCGUUUGUGGUUCGUGAAGUAGGAAACAAAGCCGCGCGAAAGCUGAACUGAGGACAAACGAGGAAACAGUGGAGAAGGGAGCGGGGGGGAAAAGUAGAGAUUGAGUCCGAUCUUUAAACUUGGAGUCUCAUUAUUGUUUGGUGGAAUAAAUUAACGCCAAUGAUGUCACGGCCUAUGUUCUUAAAUACAAAAUCAUGCUACAACUGAAGGAAAAAUCUUCACAAGCAUGUGGAGGUUAGUGUUUUAAGAAUAUUGUACCUGUGCCUGCAAGUCACCACCUUAGUAGUAUAGGGUGCACCGGUAAGUUCCAUCUUUUAAGUUGGAAUCUCAUCAUUGUUGGGUUGAAAAAAUUAGUGCCAUUUUCACGGCCUGUUUUCUUUGAAUCAAAAUCAAGCUAAAGCAGGAUGAAAAGUCGUCACAAACAUCUUUGGUGGUUAGUGUUCGUAGAAUAGUUUGCCUGCGUCCUCCUUAAUAUUAUUUGCACGGAAAGAAACACAACUGGCAUAACUAGGUUGCCGGUCAACGACAAACGAGUUGAAGCGAACCUUAUCCCUGAAAUGAAGUAUCCUACCUCAGUCUGAUGAGCCUGUGAAGGAACAUUCCAGCUUUAUAGGAGGAGUACCCGUUGCGUACUAUACUACUCUCUUUCAUCCUUAAAAGGAAACUUCAACAGCAAAGCUUUCUUUUUGUUUUUAAUAUUCAAGCUCAGCCUAGUGCUUAAGCAUUUCGUUGACCGUGUGAAGCCGGAAACUGACGCCGCGUUGUCACAGGAAGCAUUGGGUGAGAGGGUGAGAGUAUCCAGAUCACCGCUCACGCUCGGAUUUCAGGAUUAAUCUUGCCGAAAACGCUAAACCUUAUUAAAACAGGAUGAUGUGGGAGGAAUGGCCACCACAGGCAGACGUAACCGUACGAGACAAGAAUCGCUCAGAGAGAGUGCUCUAUAGUUAUGAAUUAUCAGUUUAGCAUAACUGUCUAGGGUUUCUCUGUCUACAAUUUGUUAGUGAAAAGCUCUCAGCGAAGAAGCAGCAUGUGACUUGUUUGAUAUUCCAUACCGAUUCCACUUAAGACUGCAUAUGAAAACUUAGAAAACUUAUGAAAAUCAUAAGAAUGGGCCAUAUUCGCCUUGUAAGUUUAUGUCAUCGGUAACCCCUUAUCUUGAUUUCAGAUUUUAGCAUCGUGCAGCUACGACGAUACAAUAAAACUUUACAAAGAAGAUGACGAUGACUGGUAAGUUAUUUCUUUACUGAUAAUAUUUUGGAAAGAUUAAAUUGUCACAACGCGUACAGGAUAUGCUUAUUUUUUGUCCGUUUUUUAACUGUUACCCGAGCAUUUUGCGUCUGGCAGGAUAGGAAACACAGUGGCCACCCUGAAGACAUGGCCAACUUAAUGCCCUCUUGACAAAGUGACCGUUAAGCAUAGGCGAAGACAAUAAAAAAAUAGCCUGUUCGGACCAUGGGUUUGACAGUAAUUAUGCGAAAUGUUUUUCGAGACUUUGGUAAGUGAGCACAUAACAAAGGAUGGCCUUGUAAUACAGGCUUGACUGUAUCUUCAAUUCACUGAAUUGUCCCAAAAUUCUCAGCGGUUUAACUACAAAUAUAUUUUUGAACAUUUGACGUCAUUUCCGUGAUUCAUAGGAGGGUUGUCAAUAGAAAAUUGUGGUCGGUUUCUUGUUAGUUAAGCAUGUGGUCUGAGGUUUGAUAAUACUGACGAUGAUAACUACGAGGGUAUAGUAAAGAGCAUUGAUAACGUUACGUUGUGUGUUCUUUUAAUUUGCAGGUCUUGUUUUGAUACUUUAGAAGGUCACGAGUCUACAGUGUGGGCUAUUAGUUUUGACAAAACUGGUGACAGAAUGGGUUGGUACCACUGAGGUUUCUGUUAGUUAUCACAGUCGCACGUUUUGAUAUGUGUAAUACUGCCUUAGAAUUGCUGUGAUUACAUUUAUUUCCACAGUUUUUUUAAAGGAUAUAAACAACAGCUUUUGACAGAAAUCUUUUAACAAACAACAGCUGUCACUCAAUCUACCUUUGGGGUUCUUCAUGUAAAUUUUCAUAUUGUUUUUAAGUUAAACAUCGUUAUAAGUCAGUUCUCUCGAAAAAAGAGUACACGUUUAAGCUUUUAGACUCUUUUUUCUCGCACUUAACCCAAAUCAGAUGUGGUCCAACGCCUUAACUAUCGUUUUUGUUAUUGUCAGAUGCAACUAGGAAGUCUAAAAAUACUUAUAAAAGGGAAUCACGUCCUUAGGUGAAAAUUCUUUCAAUGUUAUAUUAAGGACAAAUAUAUUAUAUUUCAACAUCUAUUUCUUCACUGCUCAUUUAUUGUAACAAUCUGACCAGGAAGUGGCCAGAUAAGCUGGAUAGGAUCCGCAUUUUAACCAUUUUGGUUUAUUUCCUUUUCCUGUAUUUUUUUUUUUUCAGUUUCGUGUAGCGAUGACAAAACUCUAAGAAUAUGGCAGUGUUAUGAACCUGGAAAUGAAGAAGGUAUUUGUUUAACUCUAUUACAGGGCGUGGUUGCAUUGAGCGCAUAAGUGCGAAUAUACUUCAACCGUUACCGCCUUUUCUGCAGAAGAAUUCGUCGUGCUCUCCGACUCUUGCGUUCAAUUCCCUAUACUAUCUUAUCCGCCAUCGGCCUUGUUAUCCGUGAUACCGAGCGAAAAAUCUUUCGGAACAAAGGAAAUGCAGCCGCAGCAAGUUGCGUUGUGCACAACAAACCCUUCGUAGCCAAAACAGAGUGUUUACCAUUCACUUCCGCAAAAGAGCUACGAUGUUAAGUUCUAUGAAUUUACUUCCCUCUUUCCUAGCCAUAUGCCCCAUUACCUUUACCACUAACGAUGGCAUUUUUUUUGCCUGUGUUUACGUUAAAUGAAGGUGUGCCAACCCACGGAAGUGACCCGAAAUGGAAGACAGUCUGCGUCUUAUCUGGCUAUCACGACCGAACCGUUUAUGAUGUUCACUGGUGAGUUGUAAUCAAACGUACUUUUCAUAUUCUUUAUUCAGUCUGUGGCCCGCUGUUCUGUUCACCUCAUGGUUGCAACCAAAAAACUAUUGUUUCCACGGUUCAGAUUUACUUUGUUUUGCGUUGACAACUGCGAUGUAAAAUGACGAAGUUUUAGGUUCUUUAGAUAGAGGAGGUGAACGGCAAGACGAUAUAAAUAUUCCGACGUUGUUCCCUCUCUUAAGCUCCAACUUACUUUCCCAACUAUUGAGUAACUGGACGAGUUGAAAUAAUCACGAACAAGCUUAGAGGGAUACGAAGCCAGUUUCCAAAGACAUUGUUACCAGCGUUACCGUUGUGCGGUAUCGUAAGGUUCCUACCAUUUAAAGAGUGACGAGUGAAUGGCAGAUUAUGAAGACGUGUGAGGGUGUGGAUGUGGAGAAAAAGAGAGAAUCCUUCACUUCUUCAAAAUUUCACCAUGUUUACAAAAGCAAAGGCUUACAACAGUGCAACAGAUUUAUGGGAUCUGCCCAAGAUUUUGCAUCUUUUGUAAUUGUUUUUCUUAUCUUAGGUCAUUUGUCACUGAUGCCAUAGCGACAUCUUCCGGAGAUGACUGUAUACGAAUUUUUCAACAGGUGAUUCACAAUCAAAUUGUUCUACAGAUUUUGUAUGUUUGGUACCUCGCAAUUUAGGAAGCUUUUAUUUAAAUCCCUAAACUAGCGAAUCGUUCCUUGCUGAACCUACAGAAACGUUUCAACCGUUGAUUCUUUUAACUACUAGGCAACUUCUUGAGAAAGAAAAACGAAAUAGUUCGAUACAGAGUUAUCUAGCAGACUAAUUAAUUACAGGUUGCUUUUUAUUUAUACAUUUAUCAAGGAGAUUAAUUGUUUAUUUAAUGUUAAUUAGGAUCCUUCUGUUGGUGACAAAAAUCAACCGACAUUUCACCAAGUGGCUGUUCAAAGAAAGGUUUGCAGUAAUUUCGUUUAUAUCCUGAGCAUAAUCCAGUCCAGCGUCUAUGACAACCUGACUAAAUUACUCUAUAAUCGUUUUAAUUAAGGUCUUACCCUUCUGGCCCCAGUUGGUCAAAAGGUGGAUAACGCUAUGGCAUCGAAUAAAUCUCUAUCCAGUGAAUAGCGCAAUUGGUUUUCCAAAUACUUAUCCACUGAAUAGUGAUUUAUCCAGUGGAUAUUGCUAUCCAUCUUUUGAACAACUGGGGCCAGGAAGUCUGCACGGUCCCCAUUUUUAUCUGAAGAGCUCGCUAUUUUGAUCACUUGUCUUCAAAAGAUAAUAACGGAUUGGCUGCAUCUUCAGCAAAAAGGGGGCCGGGUAAUUUCUGACAAAUUUCCGACGGGGUAACUCGGAUAUAUAAGGUUUAAAACAAUUUUACAUCUUCAAUGUCUUACGUCAGCAGCAUCGUCUUUUUGAACAAGUUUUUUUUCUCUGAACCAAGUUAACCAAGAUCCUCUAAGGAGUCAGUGUUUCAUUUUUGAACUCGGCUUUGAAACGACUAGACGUAGCGUUUGGUUGUUUCCAAUAUUUAGUACCUCAGUACGAUAUAUUAUCUGUCUUUUGAAUGACUAAUUACAGAAUAAAAGGUUUAAACCGGAUUCCUUUUUUCACCGCAUACAGGCACAUUCUCAAGACGUUAAUGGCGUGAAAUGGCAUCCUAAAGAAUUAGGUCUCUUAGCUUCAUGUUCUGAUGAUGGUACAAUCAACAUGUGGAGAUUUAUACCACAGGAUUAA